AUGGCCCUUGGCUUCGACAUGGUCCCUCCGCUCACAAGCAGUCCAGAGGACAAGAAUAAGUGGAAAGCCUUCCUCGCCAGCGUUAUAGCGACCUUCGCCGAGGACAAGGGCGUCGUGCUCACGGCGAACAGAGUUUACUUCCCUGUGGGCGGCUAUUUGAUCCUCCCUUUCGCGGGACACAAGUUUCGCCGCUUUGGGUCCAUCCUUCGGGCCAUACCAAUUGAAGAGAGGGCUUACAUCACCAAAGUUUCGGGACUGGUUGGCGACCAUUUCGGCGACCGUGUCGUGUUCUGGGACCACACUUUCGGCAUCGAUGGCCACUAUGACUGGGACGAGGUCAGGACGUCGAUUGCGACGUACGAUGAGGUAUCUAAAUCCCCUACACAGUUCGCAACGUCGGGGAUUAUCAGGAGGUCUCUAACGCUUGCCCACAGCUUACUAGCUUGUUUCGUGAGGGACAAUGCGGGGCCGCCGGCGCCGGUGCAAGGAGAAGCGAUGUGGCUCGGCAAUGGCAUUAGUUGGCCACGCAUUAGAUGUUUGUGUGAAUAUCUCGUUCUCCAUCCAUCACACGCCUUUUACAGCUUAAGAUUUAUUGUUCGAUUUGACACCAUCCACUCAAAGCAGCCUUUUUUCCAGCCAGCCCACUCGCUCAAGACUUCCCCGACCCCUCAACAUGAUAGAGAACGUCUCGCCGUCGACAUCGAGACGCUCCUCUCCUAUCUGCAUUUGGUUAUCGCGGGAUAUAACGAGUGUAUCUGCUGUGGUACCCAGCGGAACACGACUCAAGCAGUCCAGCAACAUAUGCUGGGGAAGGGCCACUGCAAGUUCGACAUCGAGAGUCCGGACUCGGAAUAUACCGACUUCUACACCUUCUCUGUGUCAGAGGCCGAGAGUGAGGAAGGGGAGGAUGAGGAUUGCAACCCAGCUUCCGCAGGUGGCAAGGCAGAGAGCCUCUUGGUGCAGGAUGACGAGGGGUUGCUACGAUUGCCUUCUGGCCGGACUGUCUCCAACCGCACCCAGCAGCAAACAAGGCCUCGACGGAAGCCGCGCAGAUCCAGCUCUCCGGGGGAGAAGGAAAGGCUUGAGGAGACCAAAGUCACAAGCGAUACACGGACGCAUCAGGUACCGUCAACAGCUUCGCCAGAGUCAGUAGAAGCAGCACAAACGGGAUCAAGUGGAGGGGACUUGACAAGAGCCGAGAGGCGGGAGCACACAAUCAACAAACAGCUCGCCAGCCUGCGGGCUAGUGAUGCCGGCGCCUUGACGCACCUUUCAGAUUCGGAGAAGAGAGCGGUGCUGGCGACGCAGCAACAGCAGCUGGAGAAGGCGGCUCGGGCUGAGCAGAGAUACAGGACCAGACUGGAAGGGCUUGGCAACAAGUUCUUGAUGGGGCACUUUGUGAAGGAUGCGGCGGACAAGAGAACACUGUGGAAAUGA
This is a messenger RNA of Gaeumannomyces tritici R3-111a-1, 1437 nucleotides long. RefSeq lists its product as hypothetical. The record is from RefSeq and is a predicted model, not a curated record. The transcript is spliced from 5 exons. NCBI's taxonomy places the organism in Eukaryota, Fungi, Ascomycota, Sordariomycetes, Magnaporthales, Magnaporthaceae. The coding region runs from base 1 to 1437 and encodes 478 amino acids. Gene Ontology annotation, biological process: ribosomal large subunit biogenesis. Gene Ontology annotation, cellular component: preribosome, large subunit precursor.